This is a messenger RNA of Penicillium longicatenatum, 228 nucleotides long. RefSeq lists its product as uncharacterized. The record is from RefSeq and is a predicted model, not a curated record. Gene Ontology annotation, cellular component: vacuolar proton-transporting V-type ATPase, V0 domain. The transcript is spliced from 4 exons. Gene Ontology annotation, biological process: vacuolar acidification; proton transmembrane transport. Lineage: Eukaryota; Fungi; Ascomycota; Eurotiomycetes; Eurotiales; Aspergillaceae. The coding region runs from base 1 to 228 and encodes 75 amino acids. Gene Ontology annotation, molecular function: proton-transporting ATPase activity, rotational mechanism.
AUGGCCAACGGUUGGAGUCUGAUCAUCGGCAUGAUCGUCGUCUUUGCCGCUUGUUUGGCUGCCUGGUUCUUCAGCCCGAAGGGCGAAAACCUGACUGUCUGGCGCAGCGUCCUCAUCCUUUCUUUUAUCUCCUGCUACUUGAUGUGGGCCAUCGUCUUCCUGUCACAAUUGCAUCCCCUCAUUUCGCCAAAGAGAUCUGAUAUCCGCCCUGGACGGGUACCCAAUUAA